Molecule: messenger RNA, 2072 nt
Organism: Bursaphelenchus xylophilus (pine wood nematode)
Lineage: Eukaryota; Metazoa; Nematoda; Chromadorea; Rhabditida; Aphelenchoididae
Source: the annotation of a GenBank genome assembly
AUGAAAGAAGAGAUAUUCCAGGUAAGAGGGAUUUUUUGCUUUCGAUUUAACGGAGUUUUGUAUAAAUGUUAUCAUUUUUAGACUAUUGGGGCUCAUAACGGAUAUUAUAAAAGAAUGAAUAGUCCAACACCAAGAAGACUUAACUGGUUAUUGACCAAUGAAGAGAUCAAAAUGCAGGGUAUGUUGAUUUAUACUGUUUAUUUUUGGCUUAGAAGACGAUCUGGCACUGCAAACGAACGAAAAGAAGAUCUUCGGAAGGGCUUUUGUUACAAACUAUCGUCUCAGAUUUGAAGGGACUGAUGGGACGACCGUUGAUGUAACCUUGGGAAGUAUAUCCAAGGUAGAAAAGAAGGGAUAUUCGAAUGUAAAUAAGGAUCAUUAUGGUAUUGAAGUGCAUUGUAAGGUAGGGCACGCACAGACCUGGCAAACAGUCUUUGUUUUUAGGAUACAAGGAACAUAAUUUUCUUGCAUCGACCCGAAAAUCAUUCUAGAAGGCCUUUAUACGACCAUCUACAGCGAUAUGCCUUUCCUAACACUAACAAAAUGGUAAUACGAUAACAUCAAUUUAAUCAUAUUUCAGCCUUUCUUUGCUACCCUGUACAACCAGACGUUUGCAUUCGAUGGAUGGGCCUUGUACAACCCUAAAAAAGAGUAUCAGAGAAUGGAGGUCCCCACUUCUCUCUGGGAUGUGACCAAGAUCAAUUCCAAUUACGAGUUUUCCUCGACAUAUCCGGCAUACGUAAGAAGUUUAUGCAUUUUUAGACCUCUUAAGAUUCUAGUUAAUGGUGCCAACGUCAGCGCUACACUUGGGAGAUGGCUUUUUGCAUUCUGUGGGAGAAUUUAGAAGUAAAAAACGAAUCCCUGUAAGUCUCUCAACGUCUAAAUUAUAUCUGAAUCUUAGAUUCUAUCCUGGUACGAUCAUAACACCACUGUCAGUAUCACUCGCUGUGCUCAGCCAAUGGUUGGAGUGACAUCUAAGAAGUCUUCAAGUGAUGAAAAGUAAGAACAAAUCAUCAGAAAAUUUUUUUAGGAUGUUGCAAUGUAUACUUGAUGCAAACAGACGGAACGCCCGGCUCAAAAUUCUGGACGCCAGACCUCUUGUGAAUGCACGCGUGAACAGAGCAAAAGGAGGGGGAUACGAGGAUGGAUACCGGAACUGUGAUCUCGUCUUUCUGAAUAUAGAAAACAUCCAUGUGGUCAGAGAUAGCCUCAAGAAGGUAAAGGACGCAUGCUUCCCCAAGAUCGAUCACAAGAACUUCUACAAGUUAAUCGACGAGUCCAAGUGGUUAUAUCAUCUCCAAACAAUCCUUCAUGGAGCUCGGUUAUGUGCUCAAGACGUGCUAAUUCAUCGGAAAUCGGUUCUUGUGCAUUGUAGCGAUGGUUGGGAUAGAACCGCUCAAGUGACGGCACUGGCCAUGUUAAUGAUAGAUCCUUAUUACAGAACAAUAGAAGGGUUCGCCGUGUUGAUUGAAAAGGAAUGGUGCAGUUGUGGCCACAAGUUCGCACAUGUAAGAAAAGAUUUGAUAUUACAUUUAUGAAUUCAGAGAGUCGGACAUGGUCAAGAUAAGCAUAGUGAUGAAGAACGGUCUCCUAUUUUCCUGCAAUUCAUUGACUGUGUGUGGCAGUUAUACAAUAUAUUUACCCCCACUUUCCAAUUCAAUGUAAAGCUACUCAAAACGAUUUUGGAUGAGCUGUACGCAUGUAGAUUUGGAACGUUUUUAUACAAUAGCGAAAAGGAACGGAGGGAUCUGGUAUGUUGAGUUGUACGUAUAACACGCAGACUAUAGGAUGUCAAGUCGACCACAGUGUCUCUAUGGUCGUAUGUGAUGGAGAAAAGGUCAGAAUUUGAGAAUGAUAUAUACGAUCCAACCGGUCAAAUCGACAUAAACUUUUUCCAAUCCAAUUCCCCCAUAAUGACAAAACUGUGGACAGAGUAUUACUGUAGAUACAACGCCCAAGUAUUGCUGCAGAACGAUGAAGAGGUAAGUCCUUAGAAAAGAAAAGUCGUAUCUUUGCAGGACACAACCCUCCCUUCCUUAUCAUCCGGUAUUAUGGAAGUGACCUCCGUCUGA